Ipomoea nil (Japanese morning glory) is the source of this 1396-nucleotide messenger RNA. RefSeq names its product PI-PLC X-box domain-containing protein DDB_G0293730-like. NCBI's taxonomy places the organism in Eukaryota, Viridiplantae, Streptophyta, Magnoliopsida, Solanales, Convolvulaceae. Bases 217 to 1173 code for a protein of 318 amino acids. Gene Ontology annotation, biological process: lipid metabolic process. Gene Ontology annotation, molecular function: phosphoric diester hydrolase activity. The transcript has a single exon. The record is from RefSeq and is a predicted model, not a curated record.
ACAUUGAACUUAUGCCAACAAACAGGAAAGCCAAGGGGAAAUUUCAUUCUCCAGCUACACGAUAACAUAAAAUCCAUUCAUUCAUUAAUUACUGUAUGGUAGUAUUUUAAUUAAGAGUUUGUACUGUUCAGAUGCAGAUUUCUAAUAAACCCCCACAGACAGCGCACCCCACCACUCAUCUACUGGUAACUGCCCAACACGAAAAAGAAGAAGAAGAUGGGUGCUCAGUGCUCUAAGCAGGUUGAGCGACGAAAAGCUAUUCAUACAGAGAAGAAAUACUUGCAAGAUCUUCAAGGCAAGGACGGCGAAGAUUUCCCCGGUUCUGAUUACCACCCCGCUGAUCGGAAAAACUGGAUGGGAGGCCUUGACCCUGCCAAACUUCGUGUCAAUCAGAUCGUCUGGCCUGGGACUCACGAUUCCGCUACAAACAAGAUUGGGAUUCCUCUGAUUUCUCGUCCCUUCGCGCAGUGCCAAUCCUUGUCAAUCUAUCAGCAACUGGUCACCGGUGCUCGCGUUCUUGAUAUCCGGGUUCAGGAGGACCGGAAAGUGUGCCAUGGAAUUCUCACAACCUACCGCGUUGACGUUGUCAUCAACGACGUCAAGAAGUUCCUGUCGGAGACCCAGUCGGAGAUCAUCAUCCUGGAGAUCCGUACCGAGUACGGCCACGAUGACCCGGCUGAUUUCGACAAAUACCUGGAAGAAGAGCUGGGCGAGUAUCUAAUCCACCAGGACGAUCAAGUCUUCGGCAAGACAAUCUCAGAGCUACUCCCGAAAAGAAUCAUAUGCGUUUGGAAGCCCAGGAAAACGGCGCAACCCAAAGCAGGAGGUCCGCUAUGGAGUUCCGGGUACCUUAAAGAUAACUGGAUAGACACGGACUUGCCGGAGAAGAAAUUUGAGAGCAACAUGAAGUAUUUGAGCGAGCAGCAGGCGGUGAACUCCCGGAAAUACUUUUACAGGGUGGAGAACACGGCGACGCCUCAGGCCGACAACCCGGUGCUGUGCGUUUAUCCGGUGACAAACAGGAUUCAUCCCUAUGCCAGACUAUUCAUAAAGCAAUGCAUCUCCCAGGGCCAUGCUGAUAAGUUGCAGAUAUUUUCAACUGAUUUCAUCGAUGAGGAUUUUGUGGACGCCUGUGUUGGGUUCACCAGCGCAAGGCUGGAAGGAAAAGUCUAGCUAGCUCAUCACAACCAUAUACACAUAUGCUGAAUGUAUGUAUGUGCAGUGCAGUGCAGUGGGUAUAUACAUAUGUGUAUAAAUUGGAUGGAUGAUGUGUGUAAAGUAAAAUUAUAUUAAAGAUAUGAGAGUGUUGCAUGUGUUAUUGUGUGUAGUACUUAUUAAAUGGAGUAGUCAUUAUAUUGUUUCAGUUAUGUAAAUGUGAAGUUCAAUUAUUGUGAUU